Molecule: messenger RNA, 2244 nt
Organism: Mirounga angustirostris (Northern elephant seal)
Lineage: Eukaryota; Metazoa; Chordata; Mammalia; Carnivora; Phocidae
Gene: CNDP2
Product: carnosine dipeptidase 2
Exons: 12
Coding region: 338-1759 (473 amino acids)
Biological process (GO): proteolysis
Cellular component (GO): cytosol
Molecular function (GO): metallodipeptidase activity
Source: RefSeq, a predicted model, not a curated record
GGUAAAAGUGCAACUUAGGUAGUUGUAUCUUUGAAUGAGCCAACGAAGGUCGUCGGUUAAUUUGGCUGCAUUAGUGAAAAGUAUGCACAGUGAACUUGGGAUUUGUGCCAUUUCACGACCAGGGACCCGAGUGAAAGGUGCCCAGUGUAGCAUAUUGUCCUAGGUAGCUUCUCAGUUUGCAUUCCUGGUGAUAGACAGAUGAAAAUUUGACUUACUAGUGCUCAUGAAAUGCCUCUUUUUUUGUGGACUGUCUUGUCUUUCAGAUAAAAGCCUCAGCUGAAGCAGGCUGAGCUGGCCAGGCUAGGAGAACCUUCAAGGUGUGCGGUCUCCUUGAAAGAUGUCGGCCCUCACUACCCUGUUUAAGUAUGUCGAUGAAAAUCAGGAUCGCUACAUUAAGAAACUUGCAGAAUGGGUGGCCAUCCAGAGUGUAUCUGCAUGGCCCGAGAAAAGAGACGAAAUCAAGAGGAUGAUGGAAGUUGCCGCUGCGGAGAUCAAGCAGUUGGGUGGCUCUGUGGAAUUGGUAGAUAUUGGAAAACAGAAGCUCCCUGAUGGCUCUGAGAUACCGCUCCCUCCCAUUUUACUCGGCAAGCUGGGCUCCAACCCGCAGAAGAAAACCGUGUGUAUUUACGGACAUCUGGACGUGCAGCCGGCAGCCCUGGAGGAUGGCUGGGACAGCGAGCCCUUCACCUUGGUGGAACGCGACGGCAAAUUGUAUGGGAGAGGUGCAACCGAUGAUAAGGGGCCAGUGGCCGGCUGGCUGAACGCCCUGGAAGCCUUCCAGAAGACAAAUCAGGAAAUUCCAGUCAAUGUUCGGUUCUGUCUGGAAGGAAUGGAGGAGUCGGGCUCUGAAGGCUUGGACGACCUGAUUUUUUCCCAUAAAGACACAUUCUUCAAAGAUGUGGACUACGUCUGCAUUUCUGACAAUUACUGGCUGGGGAAGAAGAAGCCCUGCAUCACAUAUGGUCUCAGGGGCAUUUGCUACUUUUUCAUUGAGGUGGAGUGCAGUGACAAAGACCUCCAUUCUGGCGUGUACGGGGGCUCGGUGCAUGAGGCCAUGACGGAUCUCAUCAUGUUGAUGGGCUCUCUGGUGGACAGGAAGGGAAAGAUCCUCAUCCCCGGCAUCAACGAGGCAGUGGCCCCCGUGACGGAGGACGAGCUGGGCCUCUACGACAAGAUCGACUUCGACCUGGAGGAGUACGCCCGGGACGUGGGGGCAGAGACUCUGCUGCACAGCUGCAAGAAAGACAUCCUGAUGCACAGAUGGCGGUUCCCGUCCCUCUCCCUCCAUGGGAUUGAAGGCGCCUUUUCUGGGUCGGGGGCCAAGACCGUGAUUCCUAGGAAAGUGGUCGGCAAGUUCUCCAUCAGGCUCGUGCCAAACAUGACUCCAGAAGUUGUCAGCAAGCAGGUCACAAGCUACCUGACGAAGAAAUUUGCUGACCUGUGCAGUCCCAACAAGUUCAAAGUGUACAUGGGCCAUGGUGGGAAGCCCUGGGUGUCUGACUUCAACCACCCACAUUACAUGGCUGGGAGAAGAGCCUUGAAAACAGUGUUUGGUGUCGAGCCUGACUUGACCAGGGAAGGCGGCAGUAUUCCUGUGACUUUGACCUUUCAGGAGGCUACUGGGAAGAAUGUCAUGCUACUGCCUGUGGGCUCAGCAGAUGAUGGUGCCCACUCCCAGAAUGAAAAGCUCAACAGGCUCAACUACAUAGAAGGAACCAAAAUGCUGGCUGCGUACCUGUAUGAAGUGUCUCGGCUGUAGAAGGGAGAGGUGCCCCUGGCCGUGGAGUCCUGCCCCUGUCCUCGCUCUGUCCCCGCCGCUCAGGAAAGCACAGCUCGUCUCUCUCCUCGCCCUCUUGUCUGGCACAGCCUGAGUAACCGCCGAGUUCUUGGAGGUGCUCAGCGUGAGGUCUGCAGAGAAUAGCCAGGCUCUAAAAGCACCCAUUCUGUAGGAGGUUCUGGUUGCCGUCCAGCUGGGCUGCACAGAGCUCUUGGCGCUUGCUGUCCCAUCUCUGCCUCCUGACUCAGGCUCGCGCGCUCUCGGAAGACUCAGUCGGGCACCUGAUGCCUCAAGGGGCCACGCCUUCUGAUCCUUCGCCCUCCUGAGGCUUCUGUCCUUGUUUCAAGCCCCGAAAGCAGUACUGGUGUCUCCUGUCUUCUCUUUAUUGUGAUUCCUCAAAACCUAAACCUAACUGGAAGGAUUAUUUGUUCUCAGUAUGUGUUGCCAAAUAAAAAAGCAAAAAUGAA